Coprinopsis cinerea okayama7#130 is the source of this 2256-nucleotide messenger RNA. RefSeq lists its product as hypothetical. The transcript is spliced from 3 exons. The record is from RefSeq and is a predicted model, not a curated record. Bases 1 to 2256 code for a protein of 751 amino acids. Lineage: Eukaryota; Fungi; Basidiomycota; Agaricomycetes; Agaricales; Psathyrellaceae.
AUGCCAGCACCGACCGACGUCUCCCGACGUCUCCUCGCCCGCCUCCACCGUGACCUGGCAGAGCUGCUGGAACAGCCCUACCCCGGUGUCGCCGUCUUCACUGACGAUGCUGACAUUCGGAAGUUCUGUUUGGUGUUGACCCCUCCAGCUGGACCCUGGACCGGAUUGAACCUCCAUUUCGAUGUCGUGCUGCCGGAGGAUUGGCCAUCCCAACCUCCUCAAGUCUCCACUAGUGUGAAUGGGAUUGACCACCCUAACCUCUUUGGAAAUGGCUACAUCUGCUGCGACCUGCUCAAACUCCCGCACUACCUCGAGCGCGGAUAUACUGGAGGAUACACCCCUGCCCUGACGCUUCGCGGUCUUUUCCUACAGUUUCUGACCUUCUUCUCGAGCACGAGCAUCGAACAGGACUAUGGGGGAUCCGUUUGGAUUGGGGACCGGAUUGUCACCAACUAUGUAGAAGACAGGUACAUGUCGACGGCGAACCCCUGGGAACCUUGUUGCUGGGUGGCAAUGGAUUUAGGUUGUGGAUGUCGUCCCUCGCAUGGAACCCAGGCGGAACUGAAGGCACGAUACGAAGCAAACCCACGAGAGGAGAUCGUACUGGAAACGAUUCAGACCGCAAAAUGGGAGACGGUCAUCCACAUGGCCAAGAAAAACACGCCGAGGUUCGAGCAGAUCCAUAAAUUCGAGAUGACCAAUCCUCGGUACACUUCAACUCUGAAGCAUAUCUCGAAGUGGACUUGCAGCAAAUGCCCAUAUGGAUCCAGUGCCCUACCACACCUUCAGUCGCAACAACCUCGCGUAACCCAACCUCAGGUCGCGUCGUUGUUAACCACCCCUCCAUCCCGGUCUAUUCUCGACGAAAUCAACGACGAUGUGCUCCUGGAGCUCUCCAACCAUCUCACCUCCGAGUCCGUCAUAGCCCUUGGGCAGGCAUAUCCUCGCUUCUAUUCCUUGGCCACGAUGUAUCGUAUCCUCCUCCAGAGAGAGGUUCGCUGCUUCUUCCUCAAAACCCAGCUGCACGAUGGAAUCCUCGGAAUUGGCAUUGCCUUCAAUCCUGGGCCACGCACAUUGUCGUCUGACUUUGACUGGCUCAGCAUGGAGGCGUUCGACGUGCACAAGGUCAGGAAGAGUAUCGAGAAGCGCGACUUUGGGUUCUUCCUGCCGCUGGCGUUCAGUCCAUCUCACUUUGAGCGGGCUAGGGUGGAGAUUUGGAAACGUCUGGGACAGAUUGACGGUGCUAUUCGGGAGACAGAAUCCAACUUGGCCAAAAGGGAAGAUCAAGCGUCUGCGAGGGGGCGUGGUUACGGUCGAGGGCGUGGCCGUGGUCGCGGUCGCGGUGGAGGAGGCAGAGUAACUGCGACACGUCCCGCCAUCGACGUCCCAGAACCAAAGAACCCUCAGGACGUUGUGCGAGUCAUCUACAAAAUGAUGAACAACAUUGUCACGGCACUCAUGAAAUCUUGCGAUGAUGCCAUCAUCACCCUUUCACGCCAUCGUUUCGAUAGCAGAGGGUUGCUCAUGGCUUCGGAAAAGGCUAUCAUCUCUUACUGCCAUCUGAUGCAUCUCCUCAUUUGCCUGGCCCGCUCGUCCCCCGUCAUUCUGCGCGAUGCCGUCUCCCGCCUCCAACGGUUCCUCGCAUCUCGUGACAAUCGAACGAAAACGUCCGAGCCCGACAUGGGCGAGCUCAUUGUGGUGAUGACUUUUGUGUUGAUCAUGUCUCCACCAAACGAUCCCAAUAUCCCCAACUGGAGCAUGUUGAAUGGUUCUUUCCUAGAAGAAGCGAUCAUCCGCAACGUUCGCUGGGUCCUCCGAGAUUCUCCAGAACUGGAGGUCUUGGAACCUUUCGGGGCAAGCACAUAUCGCCUGGAAACAACUUUUAUCAGGUCGAAAACCAGCCUCCGGCUCCUGAUGUUCCAAGUGACGUUCCUGGACCUGUUUCUCCAAGCCUAUCGGACUGUUGGUGUUCAGGCUCUUGACGAGAAUUACGGUUUUUCUGUGAAAGAACUUCCCGAGUUGAUGGUCAUUGAAAUCAAGGAUAUCUAUACAGUUGGUAGUUGGUUGCACUUCUUUGGGAAAGUGCAGUACGCUAGGGCACAGGCGGCGGACUUUACGAAGGAGAGGUUUACUGGGAUGUUGAGGGAUGCUGUACGGUCGAGUGAGAGGAGGGGGUAUCAUACCGCUACCAGAGAUGCCAGUCGCAGGGCAGAGUUGGUCGACAUUAGGCGUAGAUUGGAUCGAGACUUUAACUAG